GAAAGUGAAGCCGAAAGUAACUUUAUCAGGCACUCUCACUCAUCAUCUUUGGGUUCCGGGGUUUACACAUAACAAUGAGCAGUCAAGUGGAAGAUGUUUUGCGUCUUUGCUGCGAGGUCUCAGCACAAAAGAAGAUAAAAGCAGCAGUGAAGAACUGUCUGAAAGGAGCUGCUGUAGUUAGUGGUGUCGCAUUUGCAGGUGGACUGGUUGGAGGUCCAGCCGGUUUAUUUGUUGGUGGAGCUUUGGGAGGUGCCCUGGGAGGUUGGUUGACCAGUGGCCAGUUCAAACCACUUCCUGAGAUCCUCAUGGAGCUGCCUUCUACACAGAGGGACAAACUGUACUCUGAUGUAAUGGCAGUACUGGGCACAAUGGAAUGGUCACACUUUUCUGCACUGUUUGACCAAGUUAAUGGGAAUGCCUCUCUGUACCAGCAAGUGCUUGCUGCUAUUGUCGCAUAUACCAAAAAAGAGCUCAACGCUGAAGUGCAGUAUGGAGAUUGAUCACUGCAUGGUGAAUACCACCAGCUUAGUCAAAGCCAUUUUGAAGGCCCCAUCUAAUAAUUAUUUUCUCUUCCUUGUUUUGUUUCAAUCAACAAAUUUUCUUCUUCAAUAAGUAUGCUCUCAAGUGUAAGUGUAUUUACAUUUGACUUUGUACUAAAUAUGUUAAUAUUUUCAAAAACCAAAGAUGGUUGAAACACUAGGUUUACUUUCAGUAGUAACAGUAGUUCCGGCACUGACAUGACAAACAGAUUUAAAGGUGCACAUAGUCAUUUUUUCCUUAUUAAAAAAGCUGUAUGCCUUAAGAGACGAAUUGCAAUUUUGAAAUAUAUGUAGUAAAGCAUGACCACUCACAUUACAACACACACUCGCGUCAUAUCAGCAGGACCUGUACUAUGAAUUGACAACUUGUGAAGUAAAACAUAUAAAUUGUAUGUUGUCACUAUCUGGACAAUGCCAAAGCAGAACUUUACAACACAUUUUUGAAAUGUGUCAAAUAAACAUGACACUAUAAACGGUCUUUAGGAAAGAUAGUUUGUUCAUCUGGAGAACAAUGAGCACUGUAACAUACAUUUAAAUGCCAAAACACACACACACACACACACACACAUCUGGUGCAGCUAUCAUUAUCAUAGAGGACUCUCCAUAGACAUAAUGAUUUGUAUACUAUGAACUAUAGAUUCUGUCCACUAAUGCUAAACCUAAAUAAAAAAAAAAAAAAACAUAAUUUUGUAUGUUUUUUUAAGCAAUUUGAAUUUGGGGACACCUAGAAAUGUCCUCAUAAACCACAUUUAUAACAUAAUACCCUUAUAAAUAUCAGUUUGUAACCUAAAACCACACACACACACACACACACACACACACACACACACACACACACACACACACACACACACACACACACACACACCUAGUAGGCAACACAUAGUCAUUUAGUUGUUCUAUAUUCAAUUCAUUGAGUUGUUACAAUGAAAAAUGUUUGACGUGGUCUUAAUAUCUGCUUCUUUUCAUUUAUUUUACAUCCUAAUACAAUUUUAGCUUGGAUAUAUAGGAUAGCCUAUAUUAUAACAUGAGUUGUAAAAUGUUAGGCUACUUUAAAUAUUACGUUAUUUAUAAUGUUAUGCUAAAUGUAACUUUUACUGC
Molecule: messenger RNA, 1640 nt
Organism: Xyrauchen texanus (razorback sucker)
Lineage: Eukaryota; Metazoa; Chordata; Actinopteri; Cypriniformes; Catostomidae
Product: protein C19orf12 homolog
Exons: 3
Coding region: 75-500 (141 amino acids)
Source: RefSeq, a predicted model, not a curated record